Sinocyclocheilus rhinocerous is the source of this 3605-nucleotide messenger RNA. Its product is annotated as MAP kinase-interacting serine/threonine-protein kinase 2-like. Gene Ontology annotation, molecular function: ATP binding; protein kinase activity. The record is from RefSeq and is a predicted model, not a curated record. Lineage: Eukaryota; Metazoa; Chordata; Actinopteri; Cypriniformes; Cyprinidae. Gene Ontology annotation, biological process: protein phosphorylation. The transcript has 14 exons. The coding region runs from base 220 to 1656 and encodes 478 amino acids.
UUUCGUUUACAAUUGACAAACACAGAGUAGCAACCUAUUAAACGGUGGGUUGGAGCAACGGCGUGAACGCUGGCGGAUCACGGCUAGUAACGGGGAGUCAUCUGUUGCACGACCACCUUGAGGUGAUCAGAUCAGAGGUGAUCAGUAUUUGAUUGAAAGGAGCCACUGAACUGUGAUUAAGGCACCAAGCUGCACAUCAUUAUCUGACCAUUUGAAAACAUGGUGCAAAACAAAAUCACGGAGGUCACAGGAUUCCAUCGCUCCUUCAAGGGGCAAAAUCCUUUCAAGACUGAUGAAUUCAUAGAUUCGGAACCCCAUCUUGACUUGUCCUUCAAGUUAGACCGCUCGCCAAGGCCUGACAUGCCAUCUAGCCGGCCCAUCGAUAUCCCUGAUGCCAAGAAGAGAAAUAAGAAGAAAAAAAGAUGCAGAGCCACUGACAGUUUCUCCGGACGUUUUGAAGAUGUUUACAAACUACAAAAUGAGAUUCUUGGAGAAGGGGCUUAUGCUGUUGUUCACACCUGCAUCAAUCUGAUCACCAAUAAAGAAUAUGCAGUAAAGAUAAUUGAGAAGAGACCAGGCCACAGUCGGAACCGUGUUUUCAGGGAGGUGGAAAUGCUCUACCAGUGCCAGGGCCACAGAAACAUUUUGGAAUUGAUGGAAUACUUUGAGGAAGAGGACAAAUUUUAUUUAGUCUUUGAGAAACUGAGAGGUGGUUCUAUCUUGACUCACAUACACAGAAGACAACACUUCAAUGAGCAGGAAGCCAGCAUAGUGGUGCAGGACAUCGCCAGUGCUCUGGACUUCCUACACAACAAAGGGAUGGCACAUCGAGACCUAAAGCCAGAGAACAUCCUCUGUGAACAUUGUGACAGGAUCUCUCCAGUGAAGAUCUGCGAUUUUGAUUUGGGUAGCGGGAUCAAACUGAAUAGUGACAGCUCUCCCAUCUCCACCCCUGAGCUCUUGACUCCAUGUGGCUCAGCUGAAUACAUGGCCCCUGAGGUGGUGGAGGCCUUUAAUGAAGAAGCUAGCAUCUACGACAAGCGCUGUGACUUGUGGAGCCUUGGCGUCAUCCUCUACAUCAUGCUGAGUGGAUACCCGCCCUUUGUGGGUCGCUGUGGAACAGACUGUGGUUGGGACUGGGGAGAGCCCUGCCAAGCCUGCCAGUGCAUGCUGUUUGAGAGUAUUCAGGAAGGCAAGUACGAGUUUCCAGAGAAGGACUGGGCACACAUCUCCCCUGCAGCCAAAGACCUCAUCACCAAGCUGUUGGUGCGGGAUGCCAAAGACCGCCUCAGUGCUGCCCAAGUUCUACACCACCCUUGGGUCAAGGGGUGUGCACCCAACGCUGUGUCUGCAUCUAUAUUACAUCAGAGGGGUGGUAGUGCUCAGGACCUGACGUUCUUUGCGGGGCAGGCCGUAGCCAUGAACCGGCAGCUGGCUGAGAGAGAAGAGAGUGAGGAGCAGCAACAGCUAGAGAAUGAGCUCUCCUCGCCGCUUCUCCUCUCCUCUAGCUCCGGCUCCAUGCUGCUGGCUCUUUCCUCCAGGUCCAAGCUGGCCCACCGCAGGAAGACCGCAGGCAGCCAGCACCGAGGGGCAGUGUGCGCUGCUGAACUGCGCCAGCUCCUCACCCCGCUUGUGACUGUGGGCGACUGUGCCUGAUAUCUACUAUAUUCUCCAGCCUCUGCUCUCCACUGACGACCUCUAUCGGAAUCUUCAGCUAGGCAGUGUGUUGACCUCUGACCUCUUUGCCCACUCACUUUGUGGGCUCUAAGCUCUUGUGAGAAGGUCUCAUGUUUGUAGCACUUUAAAGCACCUCAAAGGCUCCCUGCAAACAUAGUUUUGAUUGGAUAAAAAGCUUGUUGUGGCCAGGAAAAAGACUUGUUGACGUCUGAGAGUCCCAGGAAUCUGUCGAUUAUAACAAUGUUUAUGAAAAACCUUGGGAACCAAAGGACUCAAGUUGCUUCCAUUCAUCUAAAGCUGGACCCCACCUAUGCUAUUUAAUUUCUAAGCAUCAGGAAAAACAUUUCUGCUCUUUGCCUUUGAGCUUACAUGGGACUCCCAGCGGCCGAAACAUUUGAUAUGUACAUAUGCCACUGAGACUUAUUUCUCCUUCAUUCACUCACAAAGUGAUAUUGAUGGCAGACUAAGACUAUGUAACUGUUGCUGGGACUUAAGUGGCAAAUGAUUAUUUCAUUUUAUUCAAGUUAUCCAGGGCAGAAAUUGCAGCCAUGUUGUGUGGGGUUUCCCUAGUCUGAAUUCAUUUACCAAUUUCACUCCACCGUGUUAACACUUAUUUUCUGCCAAAAGCAAAUCUCAUCAAUGUUUUCAUCAGAAACCUCAGGAUCUCUCUCUGAAUGAGAAACCAAAGCAGAUUUUAAAGCAGAAAGACUCAUUCUAUGUCAGUUCAUUGGUGUUCUACGUUUUGUCCUCGCACUGGAAAGUUUUGCCUUUUUCAGGGAGACAGAGCAGUGCAGUGCAACUUUUGUACUUGGCCUCUCAGGAAAACAGGAAUUGGUUGCAUAAUCAUAUUUCCUCCCCCUUUUCAUUUCCUCAUGCUUCCUCCCCCUUUUGACCUGAAAUGCCAUGCCAUGGGGGGUUUAAGGAACAGCCAGCGGUGCAUUUCAAGGUUCUGCAGCGAAUUCUUAGAAAUUCUCUACCAUUUGCAUUUCCAACUCAAUUUUCACCGUUCAUUUAGUUAGUCAUUGAACGAUUCGUGAAUAUGAUCUCUGUCAAUGACUCUAUUCACUGCUUGAAUAAAGGUGAUAAUUCCUUGAAAAGACCUUAAGUUCUCUGUUAGCCUCAAUUUUGUACUUGUAGGCCGAUAUCUAAUGAAAAGGUGAAGCUCCGAUAUGCAAGAAUCCUCCAGACAUACCAAUGUGCCAUGCUGCUAUAUUAUUUUGCCCCGUCCUCUUUUUUUUAUAAAUUUUUAUGUGCGUGCUGGAAAGGGAGAUUUUCAUCUUCCUUUUUUAAAGUGUCUGUUUAUUUGUUUUUAAAAAUUUAAGGAUGUAGAACUUGUAUGUUCUUGAACUUGAAUGUGAGGAUUUCCCCUUUUGUUUUUAAAUUUUUUUUUUUUUUGGUCCUCAGUGACACAGACUCUUGUUACUGUUGUUCCACAAUUUCUUGCUAAGGUGACUGUAGACACUAUAAUGUUUGAUCAAAUUUUUUUCUCAUGUAGUGUCACCAGCAAAUAUGCAGAUCAACCAGGAACAAAACCAAGUGCUCCUACUCUCUCUGAGUGAAGCAAAGACUAUCAUUAUUGCUUUUUUCUAGUUUGCAAGUGUUUUGUUCUUGAAAUGCAUAUACAGUUGAUUCCUCUUUUUUUCUGAUGGAAACCACCUUGGAAUAUGCUGAGUUUAGUCUUUCUUUCUGACAAAGACCUCAUUAUUUUUGUUUUUAUUUUUUACUUUCAAUUGCAUUUUUUUUUUUUUUUUCAUUUUUAAUUUUCAUUUAAUUUUUGAACCCCCUCAUACAUGAAAAUGACUAGUCUACACUUAUUUUAAGGGCCAGUGGUGUAGCUUUCAUGUUUAUCUUGUAUUUUCAUGUGGUUGUACCAUUUUUGUUUCUCAUCUGACCCAGGGGGGCCAAAAUAAAGAACAUGGAAAAUUGUU